CGCACACACACUCGCACCCGCGCGCACACGCACAGCCAGCCCGCAGCGGCGGCCGCAGCGAUGCUCGCCAGCAGGUCGGGGAAGUUUCCCGCCGGCCUUGGCCGCGGGCCCCAGUGCUCGCAGGUGUAGCGCCCCCGCGCGGCGCGGGCCGUUGGGCGUCUCCAGCAUGACCCGCCAGAGCCUGUGGGAUGUGUCAGAAGCCAACGUCGAGGAUGGAGAGAUCCGCAUCAACGUAGGAGGUUUCAAGAGGAGGCUGCACUCUCACACUCUGCUGCGCUUCCCCGAGACGCGCCUGGGCCGCCUGCUGCUCUGCCACUCGCGCGAGGCCAUUCUGGAGCUUUGCGAUGACUACGACGAUGUCCAGCGUGAGUUCUACUUUGACCGCAACCCGGAGCUCUUCCCCUACGUGCUGCAUUUCUACCAUACUGGCAAGCUUCACGUCAUGGCAGAGCUGUGCGUCUUCUCCUUCAGCCAGGAGAUUGAGUACUGGGGAAUCAACGAGUUCUUCAUCGACUCCUGCUGCAGCUACAGCUACCACGGCCGCAAAGUGGAGCCUGAGCAGGAGAAGUGGGACGAGCAGAGCGACCAGGAGAGCACCACGUCAUCCUUCGACGAGAUCCUGGCCUUCUACAACGACGCCUCCAAGUUCGAUGGGCAGCCCCUGGGCAACUUCCGCAGGCAGCUGUGGCUGGCGCUGGACAACCCAGGCUACUCAGUCCUGAGCCGAGUCUUUAGCGUCCUGUCCAUCCUGGUGGUGUUGGGGUCCAUCAUCACCAUGUGCCUCAACAGCCUGCCGGACUUCCAAAUCCCCGACAGCCAGGGCAACCCCAGCGAGGACCCUAGGUUUGAAAUCGUAGAGCACUUUGGCAUCGCCUGGUUCACAUUUGAGCUGGUAGCCAGAUUUGCUGUGGCCCCUGACUUCCUCAAGUUUUUCAAGAAUGCCCUGAACCUGAUUGACCUCAUGUCUAUCGUCCCCUUUUACAUCACUCUGGUGGUGAACCUGGUGGUGGAGAGCACACCAACCUUGGCCAACUUGGGCAGGGUGGCCCAGGUCCUGAGACUGAUGCGGAUUUUCCGCAUCUUAAAGUUGGCCAGACACUCCACUGGCCUCCGCUCCCUGGGAGCAACCCUGAAAUACAGCUACAAAGAAGUAGGGCUGCUUUUGCUGUACCUCUCCGUGGGAAUUUCUAUCUUCUCUGUAGUGGCCUACACAAUCGAAAAGGAAGAGAACGAGGGCCUGGCCACCAUCCCUGCCUGCUGGUGGUGGGCCACUGUCAGUAUGACCACUGUGGGGUACGGGGAUGUGGUCCCAGGAACCACAGCUGGGAAGCUGACCGCCUCUGCCUGCAUCCUGGCGGGUAUCCUAGUUGUGGUACUGCCCAUCACCUUAAUCUUCAAUAAGUUCUCCCACUUUUAUCGGCGCCAAAAGCAACUUGAAAGUGCCAUGCGCAGCUGUGACUUUGGAGAUGGAAUGAAGGAGGUCCCCUCCAUCAAUUUAAGGGACUACUAUGCUCAUAAAGUUAAAUCCCUCAUGGCAAGCCUGACGAACAUGAGCAGGAGCUCACCAAGUGAACUAAGUUUAAAUGAUUCCUUACAGUAGCCAGGAGGACUUCUUGUCCUCAAACCCACAUUGCUGAGCUGCCUCUAGUGCCUCUGGCACAGUCCAGGCACCUUAGGGUUAUGGCAUAAGGAAUAUGCCCAGCCCCAAAGGGGAGAGAUGCAUGGGAUAUGUGCCCCAGGUUGUUUUUACAGUAUUUAGAAUCAUUUUUAGAGGAUGGUGUGUCUGACACCAUGCCUUUGAACCUUUCAAUGAAAUGACACUCACUGGUCUUUGCAUCGUGGGCAUAAAAUGUUCACCUUUCUGCUGGAUGAGUGCCACCCAGAAUGCUAAUUUUUAUGUUCACUGUGUACUCUAUUCUAGUGCUCAUGGCCCAGUACUAUCUGUGAAUUGUUUGUGCUCCUGUUUCUGAGGUUGUCAUGUGAAUUCUGCACAAAAUGCCUCCACAAGUCUGUCCAGUGGAAACACAUCUAUGGGGUCAGCAAGGCUAUGAUGGGAUUUUGCUCACAUCAUGUGUAAACAAAAUCUCAGUUCUUUAUUCAUUGCUUUCAUUUAGUUUUAAUACCAAAACAAAGAGAAUGUGAAGUUAAGCACAUGACCAAUGCAAGUCUAUGAGUUGUUUUUAUAAAUUAUCUGUAGCUCUGUGACAUGCAUGGGUACACUGGUCACUUUUAGAACAAUGUAUGCUGAUGUUCAUGUCAUAAAUGUUGCUCUUUAGAGAAUGUUACUCAGUUAAACAUGUAGUGCAGACAGAAAUGUUUUUACUAGAACAGAUGCAUUAGGGACAGAGGCUUCAGCUAAACAUAGGCCAAAUUGCAGGAUACUUAAAGGAUUUUCAAAUCCAGGCCUCUGUUUUUCCUACAGUGACCGUGGAGACAUUUAUUUCGGGCUGAGGAUCCUGGUCUAGGCCAUUUGACCAAACUUUGCUGUGUCUUAGAUAUUAGCAUGUUUUUAAAAUAUUUAUUUUUUAAAAUGUUUAGAAAUAAGGUCAUGUUGUCUUCCUCAACUACAAAUAAAUUGUUGUAUUGUCUCCCUGAGGUAAAUAUUGUAGGGUUGUUAGCAAGGGCAGUAGCUUAGAAACUUUUGUUGCCUGCUCUGCAAGCUUAUAAAAUGAGAGCCAUUUUAUUUCCAAGCAGAAUUUACUUCGAUAAUUUUGCUUCUAGGAUAGACUAUGUUGUAUAUGAUGCUCUAAUUGCCCUGGAGUUCCUGAUAUGACAUGGAAACCUGUUGGUGUGGCAGUGUGUCCUCAAAAUAUUCAAAUGCAUGGAGGCUGUGUUGCUUACCCAUAAUGGAAAUACUGUAGUCCUUAUUUCCAUUUCAACUACUUUUUUAUUGGAGAGGGGGGGUAGAGGACAAGAAAAAAGGAAAGAGUUGUAAAACAAAACAUUGCUACUGUCAUAAAUAAUUAUAAACUUCUUGAAAAGCUUAAUGCUAUUUAAAAGGCCUUUAAACUUCUAAACUUGUGCUGAAGGUUAAGAACUCUUGCCUUCUCCAAAAUGUCCUUCCUCUUCUUCAGUUACCAAGCACAUAACAUUGUAAAGGGGAAGCUGGGCCCCUUUGUAAGAUAGUUCUCCAUUAUUUUCUAUGUAAUCGGUUGCCUUUCAUUAUUGUUCGGUCUUUGGAAAGGCUGCAGAAUCCAGGGGUCUCAGUGUGGAGUUAGGCAGGCUUUUUCUCCAAGGCUUGGGCCUUCCCUAAAGAGGUCCAUUCCCUAAGAGGUCCAGUCCUUAGUUGAAGGCAAUACAUACCUCAUGGAGGUGUGGUAAGGAUUUUGUCAGAAGGCUUUGUGUACUUGUAGUUGCCAUGGCUACUACAGAGUGGGUGAUGUAUU
Molecule: messenger RNA, 3386 nt
Organism: Rhinolophus ferrumequinum (greater horseshoe bat)
Lineage: Eukaryota; Metazoa; Chordata; Mammalia; Chiroptera; Rhinolophidae
Gene: KCNS2
Product: potassium voltage-gated channel modifier subfamily S member 2
Exons: 2
Coding region: 167-1600 (477 amino acids)
Biological process (GO): potassium ion transmembrane transport; regulation of delayed rectifier potassium channel activity; protein homooligomerization
Cellular component (GO): voltage-gated potassium channel complex; membrane
Molecular function (GO): voltage-gated potassium channel activity; protein binding
Source: RefSeq, a predicted model, not a curated record